UUUAAUAUAAUUUAUUGCAAAUAUGGAAAUAUUCCUUGAAAAUUUUAACCGAUAUAGCAGAAUUAACUGGAGGAGUUCCCUCCCAAAGAGAUACCAGGAUGUAAUCGAAAAAGCCGUCAAAUAAUGUGGAAGCUACAUCAGAAAUCCCUCGAGAAAAGAUGGAUGUUUAUGUUAAUGUUCACACUAACUUAAAACCUAAAUAAAUAUAUCGAUGAGAUUAGCAAGAAUAAUGACAAUUUCAUUGCGUUUAAGAAGGCCAAUCUUAGGAAACCUGUUCGGAAAAACCGCUUUAAUUCUGCUGAACCAGAGACAAAAUACGCAAAUCAUCUUAAAGUGCAUAAUCCAGGAUUCUACUUGAAGAGGAAGUUAUGUAUGAAGCGAAUGGAAGAUGCAAAAGCUGAGCAAUUCGCACCGAAAACUAAAAGGAAGAAGAUCAAAAGAAGGCCAAGAUCAGCCAUCUCUCUAGGCCCAGAAAACGAGAACAUGGUUAUAAACAUCUUUAACUACCAAGAUUCUGCAAGAUCAAGCAAAUUUUCUUCAAAGAAGGAGAUCCCUUCCAUCUUUGAUUUAGAAAAAGGAUUAAAAACCGAGGUAAAAUCUCACAAUAUAUAACAAUGAAUAGUAUGGUCAGAGAUACUCUAUAAUCGAGCCAGUAAAGCAAC
Moneuplotes crassus is the source of this 662-nucleotide messenger RNA. Lineage: Eukaryota; Ciliophora; Spirotrichea; Euplotida; Euplotidae. The record is from the annotation of a GenBank genome assembly.